Molecule: messenger RNA, 1625 nt
Organism: Leptinotarsa decemlineata (Colorado potato beetle)
Lineage: Eukaryota; Metazoa; Arthropoda; Insecta; Coleoptera; Chrysomelidae
Product: malectin
Cellular component (GO): membrane
Molecular function (GO): carbohydrate binding
Source: RefSeq, a predicted model, not a curated record
GUCGUCAACAUAACCGGUUGACUUGACAUUGACGGUGUUGACGGUUUGAUUAAAGUCAUUGCCUUUAAUGAUAUAACCUAAGUAUUUUAUUUGAUAAUUUGAGUUCAGUUAUCCAAUUUUUUAUCUCUGUAACUAAUCAUAAUUAUUCUGAAUGAUUCGGUGAUAAGAAUUCAACCGAAUUGGUGGCAAGGUCCUGAUCUUACGAAAUUCUAAAAUGAUAUUGAGAAAUUUCUUGAAACUAUGUGUGCUGUAUUUGAUAAGCUUGUUUGGCCUUUUCAUAACUGAAGUUGAAUCUGCUGGACAAUUAGUAUAUGCUGUGAACUGUGGUGGAGAGGCGCAUACAGACGUUUAUGGAAUAAGAUAUGAACGAGACCCUUUACAUGGACGUAUUGGUAUUGCUUCUGAUUAUGGCAAGCGCUUGCUUAUUGGGAGGGUCGCACAAAAUGAUUACUUAUUGUAUCAGACUGAAAGAUACCACACCAACACUUUUGGUUACGAUAUCCCUGUUAAUUCAGAUGGAGACUAUGUAUUAGUACUCAAAUUCUGUGAAGUAUAUUUCAAUGCACCUGAUCAAAAGGUUUUUGACGUGGUAUUGAAUGGUGAUCAUACCAUUGUUGCAGAUCUGGAUAUAUUUGAGAAAGUUGGAAGAGGCAUAGCUCAUGACGAAUACAUUCCCUUUAAAAUAUCAAAAGGUCGGCUCAUUGUGAAUGGAGAGGACUCAGAAAUCAGAGGUGGUCGUAUUCGAGUAGAAUUCAUUAAAGGUUACAAGGACAAUCCAAAAAUAAAUGCAAUGUAUGUAAUGAAAGGUAAACUUGAAGACAUUCCUAAAUUGCCUCCAAUUCCAAUGGAACCAAGUCCCAUCGAGGAGACAAUCAAAGAAGAACCAGAAGUCAUUCCAAAAUCCAGAAGGCCUAGUGGCCCUAAACAACCAGACCCAUACACGGCAGAUGAUUCAUCACUCAUGCUGCCAAUUUUCAUAGCAAUAGGAGCUUUUAUACCUUUACUAUUUUGUUUGUGCAAAUUGUGAUCACAUAUAUUUAGGUAUUUUAUAAUUUUUUAGUUAAUUCUUCAAUCAUUUCUUUACAUUGGGUUGAAUUAAUUUUGUGAAUAUUUCUUAAGGAUGCUGUACGAAUAUUUUAGAAAAUCUGAUUUUUUUUAUCUGCUGUUUGGAAUUAGUUCCAUCUGAAUAUUCAACUUGCCUCGAAAAUAAUAACCAAUGUUGACCCUUCCCCAAACAAUUCAUAAGUGUAAUAGGUAUAUAUUACUUUUGAUUAUUGUGAAUAUUGGAUAUUUUUCGCAAAGUAGUAGUAAUCUUUCCAAAAUGACGAAAUAGUUAAUAAAUUCUUCUCACAGAAAAGUGCCUAGUAUCACAGCACUUUUUUCUUGAUCUAUUACUUGUAAUCAAUGUUUCUAGUGAAAUCUCAAAAACAUAUUUGAUGAAAAAUUGUUAGUGAGGUUUGUAGAGAAUUCAUAGUAUUAUUGUAUCAGGUAUACUAUCUGGUGCACUUCACUGUUGUACUUACAAAUUGUAUAAUUUUGAGUAUCUUUUAAUUUAAAUUAUUGAGUAUUUGUUGAGAUCACGAGUUAAAAGAAGACACUGUGAAUCAAUAAAUUAGUUAUGUUUA